GCUGCGCGCUGAGCAUCUGCGCUCUGGGAUUCCGCGGUUUUCACUUUUCAAAAAUAUGUUUCCACGGCUGUGGCUGCUGGGGCUACUGGCCUGCAGUUUGGUCAAUGCAGAAUAUUACAACACGAAAACCGCUGAUAAGGAUUUCUUGUUGAAACAGAAGAAGGUCUACAAUCUCCUCUAUCACAUCACCCAACCAGCCGAGAUCAACUACACGUGGUACGAAGAGGGUCAGAAAUGGGACAUCGAAGCGAACAUCAACUUGUACUCCAACCCGGCCGCGGUAAAGGAAUUCCUUUACAUGUACAAGAACGGUAUGCUUCCGCGAGGAGAAGUAUUCUCACUUUACUAUCCAUAUCUCCUUAAAGAAAUGGUAGCCCUGUUCAGGUUGUUUUACUAUGCAAACGACUUCGAAACAUUCUCCAAAACAGCCCUUUGGGCAAGAAACAACAUAAACGAGGGCGAAUAUAUCAUAGCCUUCUACAAUGCAGUAAUCAGAAGAGAAGACACUAAGUUCAUUCAAUUGCCACCCCCAUACGAACUCUGUCCAUACUUCUUCUUUAACUCAGAAGUCCUGCAAAAAUCCCAUCACCCAUCAGUUUUUGGCCUCCGUGAAACAAGUGGAGAAUACAAGACAUACAUACUCCAGGCAAACUAUUCUGGUUGGUACAUGAAUCGUGAAUACUACUUGGAAAAUAAGUUGAAUUACUUCAUGGAAGAUAUCGGCUUAAAUGCCUACUACUUCUUCUUCCGACAAUCAUUCCCAUUCUGGAUGUCAUCCUCGGAAUUUGGUUUUCAAGAUUAUCGCGGAGCAGAAUACUUGUAUGGGCAUCAACAAUUAAUGAACAGAUACUAUUUAGAAAGACUUACGAAUGAAUUACCUAAUCUCGAAGACUUCGACUGGGAGAAACUGUUCUAUGCUGGUUAUUAUCCUACUAUGACACACCAAAAUGGAUUACCAUUCCCUCAGAGACCAGAAUGGAGCAACUUCCCUAGCUACAAAUACAAAUACAUUACGGACAUCAAAGACAAAGAAUCGAGAAUAAUGUCUGCAAUUGAUACUGGUUAUGUAUUCGGCAAUGGUACUACCAAGUAUUACAUCUAUAACGAGGAUGGUUUAAACAUUCUUGGAAAUAUCAUUGAAGGCAACGAAGAUUCCUUUAACCAACAAUACUAUGGCAGUAUUGAUGCCCUUGGCAGGAAAAUCCUUGGUUACAAUCUAGAACCAUCAAGCAAGUAUAGAAUCCUUCCCAGUGCGUUGGAAAUCUUUUCUACUUCUUUAAGAGACCCUGCUUUCUAUCGUCUCUAUAAGAGAAUAGUGGACCUUUACUACAGGUACAAAAUGCAUCAGACACCAUACAACAAAGAUGAACUCAUCUACCCUAAUUUGAAAAUUGAAUCUUUCUCUAUUGAUAAACUCAUUACAUAUUUUGAGCAAUUUGAUACAACAAUCAGCAAUGGGUUGUUCGUGGAUGCACAAAAAGAUGACAAAUUGCCAUUAAUUAAAAUUAGACAGCCUCGUCUGAAUCACAAACCAUUUAAUUUCCACAUUACCAUCAAUUCUGAUAAAGCAACGAAAGCAGCUAUCAGAAUUUUCCUUGGACCCAAAUAUAAUUCACACCAUAAACUAUAUGAACUUCCAGACAAUCUUAAAUACUUCUAUGAAAUUGACAACUGGAUUCUUGAUUUGAAUGCUGGCCUGAACAAAAUUACACGUAAUAGUCAGGAAUGCUUCUUUACAAUCAAUGAUCAAGAACCAAGUGAAGUUUUCUAUAGCAAACUCGAAGCAUCUCUCUAUGGUGACAAAACAUUCAAUUACUAUGAAAGAAUCUUUGGAUUCCCAGAAAGACUGUUAUUACCAAAGGGUAAAAAAGAAGGGAUGCCAUUCCAACUGUUCUUAUAUGUUAGUCCAGUUUCUACGGAAUACCAAUUCACUUCCAGAAUAUGGGGUGAUUAUAAAUUUGACAAGAGACCAUUUGGUUUUCCACUAGACAAACCUCUUGAUAAUUUCAACUAUGAUGGACCUAAUAUGUUAUUCAAAGACAUUCUUAUUUAUCACAAGGAGGAAUUUGACAUAAACAUUACUUAUUAAUAACUUUCUCUUUCUCUUGUAUCUCUUACAUUUAUUUUUAUAAUAUUCACAAUUUUGCAAUAAACGUUACUUUCUUUAUCUUCCAA
Molecule: messenger RNA, 2175 nt
Organism: Bombus pascuorum
Lineage: Eukaryota; Metazoa; Arthropoda; Insecta; Hymenoptera; Apidae
Gene: Hex70a
Product: hexamerin-like
Exons: 6
Coding region: 56-2089 (677 amino acids)
Source: RefSeq, a predicted model, not a curated record